Messenger RNA from Fukomys damarensis (Damara mole-rat), 4346 nucleotides. RefSeq names its product ring finger protein 145 (gene Rnf145). The record is from RefSeq and is a predicted model, not a curated record. Gene Ontology annotation, molecular function: ubiquitin protein ligase activity; zinc ion binding. Gene Ontology annotation, cellular component: endomembrane system; endoplasmic reticulum. The transcript has 11 exons. Bases 1100 to 3091 code for a protein of 663 amino acids. Lineage: Eukaryota; Metazoa; Chordata; Mammalia; Rodentia; Bathyergidae.
UCAGUCCCUCCCGCGCUCCCCGGACCCCUCCGACUGUGCCGUGCCUCGGGGGCGGCGCGCGAAGCCUGCUCCUCCAGCCCCGGGGCCUCCGCGCCUGGAGAGACCCCAGGCAUUCCUGUGCUCCCCUAACUCGGGCUCUUCUCUGCCUCUCCUGUACCCCAUUCAACGCCUUACCCGAGUCUCUUCCAGAGAUGACCCUUUCCCGCUCCUUUUUCCAGUUUCCAUUUGCAACUUUACCUUUUUGCCUCUUUGUCCACUUUGCUUCCUCUCUCUCUCUCUCUCUCUUCCCCUUCGCCUUGCCUUUCUUUGGUCUACACAGCCCUAAACUCAGCCUGCUUCAAGCGAUGUGAGGUUUGGGAAAGGCCUGGCAAAGCCUUCUUCGAGCGGCGACCCACUGCUCCGCCUCCCCUCUGUCAGUCCCUUUUAACUAUGAGAAGUCGUUUUUGUGCCCGCAGUUUCCUGGCCCCCUUGUGAUCGCUCGGUCCUCUCCCUCCAGGUCUGCUUCCUCCGCCCGCGGACUCAGUGAGACCCCCGCUCUCCCUGUUGGAAUGAGCCCUCAUUUCGGGGAUUGUGAAGUUUGCUGGCGUCUUUUUUUUCUUUUUUGCUAGCCUUUUGGUGUGUGGCACAGCUGAGCCAGCACCCUUGCCUUGACGAGAGGGGAGCUCCCGGGCCUGCCUUUCCUGGCAGAGUUUCUGCUGAACGUAAUCCCCGAGCCCGGGGCGGCUGCGGACGCGCCGCUGUUGCUGCUGCGCUGCUGCGUGCGCGAGCUGGGUUGGGGUUACUAUAGUUCAAACGUGGUUGAGAUCAGCGGGCUUGGGGGAGGAGGCGCCGGCGGAGAGGAAGGGGCCUCGGCAGUAAGAAGGCAUCGGAGAUUAAUGGGUAUCUUUGCAUCGCAGUUUGCAGUAAACAGAUUAGUUGGAAAGGAAAGGAGAGGACUGUGUAUCUUUGCAUUUUUUAAAAUACGGAGCGUGCAGUUCUGAGUCUCGAAUCCUGUCCAGAAGGAUGAGCUGUCGGUGCUGCAAGUCGUGACCCAGGCUGAGCACCCAAUGGCAGAGGUCUGUUCCACGAAAAAGCAAAAACCAAACAAAGCAAAAAAAAAAUGGCUGCGAAGGAAAAACUUGAGGCGGUAUUAAAUGUGGCCCUGAGGGUGCCCAGCAUCAUGCUGUUGGAUGUUCUGUACAGAUGGGAUGUCAGUUCCUUUUUCCAGCAGAUCCAAAGAAGUAGCCUCAAUAACAACCCUCUUUUCCAGUAUAAGUAUUUGGCUCUUAAUAUGCAUUAUGUAGGUUAUAUCUUAAGUGUUGUGUUACUGACCUUGCCCAGGCAGCAUCUGGUUCAGCUUUAUUUGUAUUUUUUGACUGCUCUGCUUCUCUAUGCUGGACAUCAAAUCUCCAGGGACUAUGUUAGGAGCGAACUGGAGUCUGCCUAUGAAGGACCAAUGUAUUUGGAACCUCUUUCCAUGAAUCGGUUUACCACAGCCUUAAUAGGUCAGUUGGUGGUAUGUACCUUAUGCUCGUGUGUCAUGAAAACCAAGCAGAUUUGGCUGUUUUCAGCUCAUAUGCUUCCUCUGCUAGCGCGACUCUGCCUUGUUCCUCUGGAAACUAUUGUUAUCAUCAACAAAUUUGCUAUGAUUUUUACUGGAUUGGAAGUUCUUUAUUUUCUCGGGUCUAAUCUUUUAGUACCUUAUAACCUUGCUAAGUCUGCUUACAGAGAAUUGGUUCAGGUAGUGGAGGUAUAUGGCCUUCUAGCCCUGGGAAUGUCCUUGUGGAAUCAACUGGUGGUCCCUGUUCUAUUCAUGGUUUUCUGGCUCGUCUUAUUUGCUCUUCAGAUUUACUCCUAUUUCAGCACUCGAGAUCAGCCAGCAUCACGUGAGAGGCUUCUGUUCCUUUUUCUCACAAGUAUUGCUGAAUGCUGCAGCACUCCUUACUCUCUUUUGGGUUUGGUUUUCACGGUUUCUUUUGUUGCCUUGGGUGUCCUGACACUGUGCAAGUUUUACUUGCAGGGUUACAGAGCUUUCAUGAAUGAUCCUGCCAUGAAUAGGGGCAUGACAGAAGGAGUGACGCUGUUAAUACUGGCAGUGCAGACUGGGCUGAUAGAACUGCAGGUUGUUCACCGGGCCUUCCUGCUCAGUAUUAUCCUUUUCAUUGUUGUAGCCUCUAUCCUCCAGUCCAUGUUAGAGAUUGCAGAUCCUAUUGUCUUGGCGCUGGGAGCAUCAAGAGAUAAGAGUUUAUGGAAGCACUUCCGUGCUGUAAGCCUUUGUUUGUUUUUACUGGUAUUUCCUGCUUAUAUGGCUUACAUGAUUUGCCAGUUUUUCCACAUGGAUUUUUGGCUUCUUAUCAUCAUUUCCAGUAGCAUUCUCACCUCUCUCCAGGUUCUGGGAACACUUUUUAUUUAUGUCUUAUUUAUGGUUGAGGAAUUCAGAAAAGAGCCAGUGGAAAACAUGGAUGAUGUCAUCUACUAUGUGAAUGGCACCUACCGCUUGCUGGAGUUCCUUGUGGCCCUCUGUGUGGUGGCCUAUGGUGUCUCGGAGACCAUCUUUGGAGAAUGGACUGUGAUGGGCUCAAUGAUCAUCUUCAUCCAUUCCUACUACAACGUGUGGCUCCGGGCCCAGCUGGGGUGGAAGAGCUUCCUUCUCCGCAGGGAUGCUGUGAAUAAGAUUAAAUCAUUACCCAUUGCUACAAAAGAGCAACUGGAGAAACACAAUGAUAUCUGUGCCAUCUGUUAUCAGGACAUGAAAUCAGCUGUGAUCACGCCGUGCAGUCAUUUCUUCCAUGCAGGCUGUCUUAAGAAGUGGCUGUAUGUGCAGGAGACCUGCCCUCUGUGCCACUGCCACCUCAAAAACUCCUCUCAGCUUACAGGAUUAGGGACGGACCCAGCUCCACAUCCUCCUGCUGGAGCGGAGCAAAACAUCAUGCUUCAGGAAGGUACUCAGCCCCCAGACCGUGAGCAUCCUCCAGGGACUGACGUGCACGAAGGGUCCACGGAACGUACUGAGCACAUUGCCGGAAGACCAGAUACCCAGGAAGGGGCCGCCAGCCCCGGUGAGCACCCUGAGAGUACGAAAGACAAAGCAUGUCCAGUUGAAUCCGCCUAGAGGAGAAAGAAGCGGGAGUGACCCUUUGGUGUUCCAGAGAAGUUGGCUGAAGAUGGAAUUCAUGCUCAGAUCUGAGGAGUAGGUGUGUGGAAUGAAUAGGUAGGAAACUGAUAUUCCAGUGAUCGAUUCUAGGAAGCACUCACAGUGGAAACCACCUGCUUUCAUCCCUUGACAUAGGAGGAGAAAUGUUGCUAUGUAUGCUAAUCCGAAUGUAUUUAUAUCUUUUAUGCUGAUGUUUUCUAGAGGUUUGCCAAGAAAAUUCAGCCUCAUCAACUUCAGGAAUGGCCCCUGGUUUAUGAGGCAUAAGUAAAAUCAUAUUUAAAUGUUUGAAAGGGGCGAAGGAAAAGAAUAAAGAGCAUGAGGACAGCAUGGGAAGAAUUGGGCAGAAGUGGAACUGGCCUUUCCCUUUUUAUGGGACCAGAUCAUUCUUGUUAUAAAGUAUGAGUAGCGACCAGCCCUUUUUUCCAUCCCCUUUUCCUUCAUUUAAUUGGGACUCAGUCAGUUGAUAAUUGAGUUUUGUACAGCACUGCAGUGAAAUCAAAGAUGUAGAAGCACUGAUUGUAUUCAAAGAUGGAAGCACCCUUAUACUUCAGAUGUGCUUUAGGGGAAGGGGUGGGUGGGUGAUGGGCCUCGUGAGUGCAUUCAUGUUACCUGAGACUCUUGAACUUCAUGACGGAGUCUUCAUUAUUUUGAUGUAUAUGGAACUUUUGUUAAUAUAUUGUAUGCUUUGUUGGCUGUGUGACGUAAUCUGAAACUCUAAUGAACACUUUGGAGUUCGCUCUCGUGAAGGAGGCCAAAGUGGGAGGGGCUUUAGUGCACUGAUACAAGCCCUGGGUGUACUUUUCAAUCUUGUGUAAUGUUAAUUCUUGCAACUGAAUCAAAGCAGUGUUAAAUUAUGGCAAUAUUUGCACUUUGGGAAUGAGUACAUAACUGUAUGAUGACACUCUGCAAAUGCCAUUUUAAAGCUGUUAAUAGACUUUGCACCUUUUCUUUGACAAGGAUGUGUCAUAUUUAAAUUUUUACAUUCAUCAUGGCUACAGGUAGAACUGGGGAGGGGGGAAUAUAAUUUUUUUAUGGGAAUUUUGAUAUGAAAAGAAACUAGUCAUUUAUUUAUACAAUAGGCUUGGCUCAAAAAGUGUUUUUCAGACUUGAUAUUCCUAAUGUGGGAUGUGAUUUUAUUUUAUUUUUAGUAGCAGAUUUGGGUGUAGACUGACAGACAUAACUGAAUGUCUUAAUAAAUUUAAAUUUGAUGAUA